Molecule: messenger RNA, 1716 nt
Organism: Psilocybe cubensis
Lineage: Eukaryota; Fungi; Basidiomycota; Agaricomycetes; Agaricales; Agrocybaceae
Exons: 13
Coding region: 1-1716 (571 amino acids)
Biological process (GO): proteolysis
Molecular function (GO): dipeptidyl-peptidase activity; serine-type exopeptidase activity
Source: RefSeq, a predicted model, not a curated record
AUGGCCAGAAAGACCAUAGCGGUCGCUGCAGCACUGUUCCUGACAGUGUCAAGCGGAACCCAUGCACUGUCUAAUAACGAUCAAAUUCGCAUUCUUGGACCACAAGGCGUCAAUCUGUGGAAGUUGGACAAACACGCUCAGAAGGUUUCCAACCAGAAAUUGGAUACUGCGGGCGUCCGUCAAGAAUCGGACACUGCGCAGAAAGCAUUCAGUGAUUCAAAAGAUAGCUCCCUACCACAGAAGUUUCCAGCCCAAUGGUUCCGACAACCUCUGGACCACUUUGACAGCAAAUCAAGGGCAUUCUUUCACCAACGCUAUUGGGUCAGUACGCGUCAUUACAAACCGCGAAAAGGCGCACCUGUGAUUGUCCUGGAUGGCGGAGAAACAAGUGGAGAGAAUCGUCUGCCUUUCCUCGAUACGGGCAUUGUCGAAAUCCUGACGCGCGCGACUGGAGGUGUAGGAGUGAUACUAGAGCAUCGCUACUAUGGCGAAUCCGUUCCAGUCACUAACUUCUCCACGGACGCCCUCCGCUUCCUCAACAAUGAACAAUCAGCUGCGGAUAGUGCCAAUUUUAUGAAGAACAUUGAAUUCAAUGGUAUCGAUGAAGACCUGACUGCUCCCAAUACACCUUGGAUUUACUACGGGGGAUCCUACGCAGGCGCUCGGGCAGCUCAUAUGAAAAUCUUGUAUCCAGAUAUUGUAUGGGGAGCUAUUGCGUCGAGUGGCGUAACCCAUGCCUCUCUCGAAAAUUGGCAAUACAUGGACCUCAUUCGUGAAGCUGCUGAUCCUAAAUGUUCUGCCCAUCUCGUGAAUUCGAUUAAUACCAUCGACUCUAUUCUGGCUGGUCCCGCGAUACUCAAGCGUCAACUCAAAAACCUUUUCGGCCUGGGCGAACUUGAACAUGACGAUGACUUCGCAUCUGUUCUAGAGACCCCCCUUGGAUCAUGGCAAGCGAAAUGCUGGGACCCUGCAGUUGGGAGCACCAGGUUCGACGAAUUCUGCGAAGCGUUGGAUGCAGGGGUUUUGUCGUCUACUCCUGGGUUGUCUGAGCUACCUUUUGGACAUCCUGAUAGGAUAGUACAACUCGAGGAUGGCCUGGCGGUCGAUUUAUCUGUGAUCAACUACGGAAAAUGGAUCAAGAAACACAUCGUCUCUCGAUGCCCUGAAGGUUUCAGCGUGGAAGAGUGUUUUGGCACCUAUGACGACGACAAAUACAAAGAAGAUGAUAUCGACCAGGAAUGGCGCCUCUGGCUUUUCCAAGUUUGCACUCAGUGGGGUUAUUUCACUACUGCUCCCGCUGACCAGAAUACUCCUCGAAUUGUCUCAAAGCUACUGACUCUUGGAUACGAAUCUAAAAUUUGCAAGCAGGCAUUCCCUCCAGGCAAACACUUCUCAGUGCCAUCAAUGCCAAAUAUUACUGCUGUGAACGCCUUGGGCGACUUUUGGAUUGAAGCCGAUAGGCUGGCUAUUAUUGAUGGCGAAGUCGACCCAUGGAGGCCAGUUACCCCUCACAGUGAUGAUGCGCCCAAACGCAAUGAUACCAUUCUAAGACCCUUCAAACUUAUUCCCAACGCUGUGCACCAUUACGAUGAAUACGGGCUGGCUAACAUUUUCCAGGAGCCACCUGAGAUUCGCAAGAUCCACGCGGAGAUGAUAUCGUUUGUAACUUCUUGGCUAAAGGAUUGGAACAAGGAACAUGGAGUUCAAGACGAUUGA